AAUCAGAGUGUUUCGAAUUUCUGACAAUAAAUGUAAAUUAUUCAGAAUACCAUUGAGAAAAAAGUUUGAUGCUGAUGAUGUAGUUUGUUUGUGAAUUUUGCUGAAACGUCAUUUGAUUCAAAACAAAGUUUGAACAUAUUCAACAUAGUCAGUUCAGUUGUGAGCUUUUUAGCACAUGAGAAAAAAAAUGAUAAAAAUUUCAAUAUUUUUAAUGAUUUUCACAUUAAAAUCGGUUUUUCCACAUUUACCAACCCGAAAACCAUGUCAGUUGCGAAAAUUUAAUGCUGGUUAUGUUUGUGUGUGUACGAAUGAUUUUUGUGACACUUUGAAUAUUCCGAAUAUGGACAAUGAAAAUGAAUGGUUGUUGGUGACAACGACAGAAUCAGGUCAACGUUUCAAUUUUUCAUUUGGCAAAUUCAAUUUACAGCAUGACAAUCCGAGCAAAACUUUUAUGGAAAUUAAAAAAAAUGCGUUACAUCAUGAAAUUAUUGGUUUUGGUGGUUCAGUAACUGGUGCUGUAUCGUUCAUUCUCAACAAGCUGCCAACACAUCUGCGUGAAUGCAUUUACAAGAGCUACUACACGAACGAUGAUGGGCUUGGCUAUACUUUGAUGCGAAUGCCAAUUGGCGGUUGCGAUUUCGAUGUGGAAGCAUGGACAUAUAACGAGCUACCUUUGGACGAUUUUGAACUAACCAAUUUUACAAAGUUGCAUCCGAAGGAUACUCUUCGAACCGAACUAAUUAAGGAAUUAAUGAAUGUAUCGCAAAACUUCGAUAUUAAAAUAGUUGGCGUUGCAUGGAGUCCACCACGAUGGAUGAAGGAGAGAGGCGAGUGGUCAGGACAGAAUAGCAAUCGCUUGAAAGUUGAAUAUUGGCAAACAUGGGCAGACUAUCAUGUCAAAUGGCUCAACCUUAUGCAAUCGGCUGCAAAUUUAUCCAUUUGGGCCAUAUCAACAGGAAAUGAGCCAUUUUUUGCCAAUUUUACACCAUUUUUGGGACUUACGUGGUCCGCAAAUUCCCAAGCGGUUUUCAUUGAAAAACAUUUGGGGCCCACAUUGAAAAAUUCCAAACAUUCUUCGGUGCAAAUACACGCAUUUGAUGAUAAUCGUGACGUCCUGUCAUCAUGGCUGGACGAAAUGCAAGCAUCGGCUGCGGGCGCCUUUGAUUACGUUUCAGCGUUCGCUGUUCAUGGAUAUUUUGACAAUGUCACGUCACCAACAAUUUUGGAUGCAACAAAAGCGAAAUACUCGAAUAAAUCCAUUUUAUAUACAGAAAUGUGUUUCGGCGUUGAGGGCCCAUUGAGUUCAACUGGUCCGACUUUAGGAUCUUGGCUACAUUUCGAAGAAUUGACCAAUAUGUUGAUGGAAACUUUGAUGCAUAAUGUAAAUGGAUUUUUGGAUUGGAACAUCAUUUUGGAUAUACGUGGAGGGCCUAAUUACAUGAAUAAUGUUGUUGAUGCGAUGAUUAUUGUUAACGACGACUUCACCGAAAUAUAUAAACAACCAAAUUUUUACGCGGCUGCUCAUUUUACAAAAUUCAUUUUGCCCGGCUCAAAACGUAUUGAAGCACAUGUUUCGGGGGAUAAUGUGGACAAUUUAAGCUCAUUAGCAUUCCUUAGGCCAGAUCGAAAAGUGGCAAUUAUUUUCUAUAAUAAGCAUACACUUUACACCAUUUCUCUACGAAUUUAUGACGAAUCCAAAGGAACAAUUGAUCUUCAAAUCAAACCAAAAUCUCUUAAUUCGUUAAUUUAUUCCAUCUGAUAAGAAUUAAAGACAAUAAAGAGACAAUACAGCAAUAA
Messenger RNA from Contarinia nasturtii (swede midge), 1797 nucleotides. RefSeq names its product putative glucosylceramidase 4. The transcript has 4 exons. The record is from RefSeq and is a predicted model, not a curated record. Bases 176 to 1759 code for a protein of 527 amino acids. Gene Ontology annotation, biological process: glucosylceramide catabolic process. Lineage: Eukaryota; Metazoa; Arthropoda; Insecta; Diptera; Cecidomyiidae. Gene Ontology annotation, molecular function: glucosylceramidase activity.